This is a messenger RNA of Chelonoidis abingdonii (Abingdon island giant tortoise), 2947 nucleotides long. RefSeq names its product schlafen family member 13-like. The record is from RefSeq and is a predicted model, not a curated record. NCBI's taxonomy places the organism in Eukaryota, Metazoa, Chordata, Testudines, Testudinidae.
AUGUCAACGUAUCAGUCACUCUGCUCAGCCGGACCUUUAGAUCGGUUCAUAGAGGCUCCUUGUUCUGCGUCUGCAGAGCAAACUCAGAAGAGAAAAUUAGAAGCAAGGAACUUGGUGGCCAUGGAGGAGAGCCCUUUCUACGUUGAUUGGUUCACAGACUAUCCAGAUGUGGUUGUAAAAGUGGGAAAAGUGACUUUUGGUGAGAAAUCCAGGAACAACAUGACAGAUUGCAAUUUGAGAAGGAAACAAGUUGGUAACAUUUCCCGAGCAGCAUGUGCAUUGCUGAAUUCAGGAGGAGGAGUGAUAAAGGCAGAGGUUGAUAAUAAGGACUACAAUUAUGUAAAACAUGGGAUUGGACAGGAUAUAGAAAAAGCCCUUACAGAACUCACUCCAUCUAAAAUGUCUCAAAAAUAUUUUGAUUUUGAAUAUAUGUGGGAAAACAACUGUGUGUUAAUUUUUGUGAAAUCAUGGAGCAGUAACGGUUCAUCUUUACCCCGUAUUUGCAGCCUGAGGACAGGCUUGUACCAAAGAUGUCUGACUCGAAAAGACAGCAUGAGUCCUACCGAAGCAGCACAAUUUCUCAAAGAGAAGGAAGUUUCUGCCAGGAGAAAACGUGAUGAGAUGGGACCAAGAGCUAAGAAAGCUCUACUAAGUGACGUUCAGCAGGAACAAAACAUGUAUACGUCUGCUGAAAGAUUUUAUAAAAGAGACUUUCUCUGCUUUGGGGAAAAAUUAAAUUUCACGGAGUCAACGCAUAUUGAAUUUAAGAAGUUUGCAACAAAGAACAUUUUGAAAUACAUUAAAGAGAUCCUGCCAAAUUACAUCUCUGCUUUUGCAAACACACAAGGAGGAUUUUUAUUUAUUGGAGUGGAUGAUAAUGGGACAGUUGUUGGAUGCACAAAGGACAAAGUAAAUAUCAAUGAAUUAAAAGAAGCAAUAGAACAUGUUAAGGGGAAAUUACCCAUUUCACAUUUCUGCAGUUCUCUGCGUGGAGUGAACUUGGAAUGCAAAAUGCUGGACAUGUAUGAUAAAGAUCAAAACUUGUAUGGUUACGUCUGUGCUGUGAAAAUCCAGCCGUUUUGUUGUAUUGUGUUUUCGGAGACUCCGGACUCAUGGGCUGUGAAGGACAAUGAGAUUAUGAGGAUGGCAGCCAACGAAUGGACAGGCUUGAUGAUGGCAACUGACCCAGAGAUUUCGAAUUUGUGUGAAGCUUUCAGAACUGAGCUGAGUGUGUCAUGUGCACCCCCACUCACCAAAACUGUGUUUUCCAACAAAGGCCUUUCUUGUCUGCUUGAUCUGCAAGAAUCUCUAUUUCCAGCAAAUGGUAAUGGGAUAACAUACAACCCAGACAACCUCAGCAAAGAGCUGUUCUCAGAGUAUCCAGGGCUGGAAGAUUUAAUGAACGAGCAAAUGCAAGAGUUGCAAUAUUCUCAGGGACUCCUGAUAUUUGCAAGAAGCUGGGCUGUUGCUGUAGGAUUGCCAGAGAAUCAGCAUGUUGUCUGUGAUGCUCUCUUAAUAGCCUCAGGCAAAUACCCAACGCUGUACACGGUCACGGAGGAUUGUUCCGUGCUUGGGUAUGGAUAUUCACAACGUAUUGCUCAUACGUUAAAGCAAAAACUGGUAAACAAUGGGGGAUACACUCAGAAAGUGUGUGUGAUUCCUCAUCUCCUACAGCUUGGAACCAACAGAGAGCGAAAUAAUGACUCACGUGUACAAGUCAGGUAUCCCCUUUCCUAUGUCCUCUCGUCCAAUGACAUGCCAGACUUACUUCAUUCACUUGUGAUAAUCUUGUUGAGUUUUAGAUCCUUCUUAAGUGACAGGCUUGGCCGUGAAUUUUUCAACCUUCUCACCAUUAAACAGUACGAGAUACUAACAAAGAAUCUUCACAAAUUCAAGAAGCUGUUUAUCUACGGCCUGCCAGGAACGGGGAAGACAAUUGUGGCCCUGAAUAUCAUAGAGAGGAUAAAGAACGUGUUCCACUGCAAAUCUGAUGAGAUUCUGUACAUUUGUGAGAACCAGCCUCUGAAAAUAAUUGUGGAAAGUAGAAACAUUUGCCAGUCUGUGACCCGAGCUGGUUUCUUAAACGGGAAUUACAAUCCAUCAGUGAAGCAUAUAGUAAUUGAUGAGGCCCAGAAUUUCCGGUCAGAAGAUGGCGAUUGGUACAACAAAGCUCAGCGCAUCACCCAAGGACAUGGACAUUGUGAACCUGGUGUUCUCUGGAUCUUCUUGGACUAUUUACAAACAAGUCACCCAUUUCCGUGCGGUCUCCCAUAUCCAUCAGAACACUAUCCUCAGGAGUGGCUAACUGUAGGUGUCCGGAAUGCCACCCAGAUAUAUACCACCAUGCUACAAGAGAUGCAAAAUAUUGUAGAAUGUCCACAAAUUGAUAUUCCUUUUGAGCGGUUAAGAAUGCUGCUAAAUGAAGCCAAAUGUGGCCAUCCCCUGCCAGGUAUUUGUAGGAUAGAAGAAAACUUGGACAAGGAUGAAAUAGUGACAUAUGUAGUUGACACCUGUCGCCAAUAUUUCCGAAGUGGUUACUCUGGGAAAGACAUUGCUAUCCUAUGCAACACAACGAGAGAGAUGGAUAUGUAUAGUCACAUACUGCAACCCAAAAUGAGAGAGAUGAUGAGACAUUUCAGACUGGGUGCAUAUUUCACAACAGCAGUUAACGUGCUGGGACAGGACAUUGUUCUCGAUAGCAUACGCCGCUUUUCUGGCCUGGAAAGAAACAUUGUGUUUGGUAUCAACCCUGUCCCUACACAGGAGGAGAUUUCUGACAAUCUUAAACUCUGUGUGGCAUCCAGAGCUAAUUUACACCUACAUUUGCUGUAUGAAAGAUAAUGCUUGAAAAUAUCCUGGUGGUUCACUCAGGAUCUGUUUAAUAACCCGUGUAGCAUUUCCCUUGGGUUGCAGCUGUGCACAGAGGUUGAUAGUCAUGUCGCUUUUC